UCAGUUUCAGUGAAGGAGGUGUGGCUUCAGUGCCUGUCAGUUUUAGUGAAGGAGGCAUGGCCUCAGUGUGUGUCAGUUUCAGUGAAGGGGUGUGGCCUUACUGCCUGUCAGUUUUAGUGAAGGAGGUGUGGCCUCAGUGUGUGUUACUUUCAGUGAAGGAGGUGUGGCUUCAGUGCCUGUCAGUUUUAGUGAAGGAGGUGUGGCCUCAGUGUGUGUCAGUUUCAGUGAAGGAGGUGUGGCUUCAGUGCCUGUCAGUUUUAGUGAAGGAGGCGUGGCCUCAGUGUGUGUCAGUUUCAGUGAAGGGGUGUGGCCUUACUGCCUGUCAGUUUUAGUGAAGGAGGUGUGGCCUCAGUGUGUGUUACUUUCAGUGAAGGAGGUGUGGCUUCAGUGCCUGUCAGUUUUAGUGAAGGAGGUGUGGCCUCAGUGUGUGUCAGUUUCAGUGAAGGAGGUGUGGCUUCAGUGCCUGUCAGUUUUAGUGAAGGAGGUGUGGCCUCAGUGUGUGUCAGUUUCAGUGAAGGGGUGUGGCCUUACUGCCUGUCAGUUUUAGUGAAGGAGGUGUGGCCUCAGUGUGUGUUACUUUCAGUGAAGGAGGUGUGGCUUCAGUGCCUGUCAGUUUUAGUGAAGGAGGUGUGGCCUCAGUGUGUGUCACUUUCAGUGAAGGAGGUGUGGCUUCAGUGCCUGUCAGUUUUAAUGAAGGAGGUGUGGCUUCAGUGCCUGUCAAUUUUAAUGAAGGAGGUGUGGCCUCAGUGCCUGUCAGUUUUAGUGAAGGAGAUGUGUCCUCUGUGCACCUAAGUCCUAACGGAGUAGGCAUGCCCUCUGUCCCAGUCAAUCCUAGUAAAGGCGGUAUGACCUCUGCCUUUCAAUCUCAGUGCAGGAGGUGAGCCCACUGUCCCAUUCAGUCUUAGUGAAGGAGGCGUGACCUCUGUGCCACUGAAGGAAGUGUGGCCUCCACAAUGUUAACACUUUUAUUUUAAUUGAACCAACUUCACAAUAUUAUCUUUCUAAAUCAUAUUUAAAUGUCAGCUUUACAUGUGUCUUUCAUACGUUAGGUGGGUGAUCACCUAUGAGAUGCGCUGUAUUAUCUCAGGAGGAACGAUCUCCAGCGUAGAUGUGUAAAUGGGUGUCAGGAAGGCGAGACAGAGACAGCGUGUAUAUACCUGCUACAUCAGGCGAAGAGGAAGAAUGAAGACAAGUGAGAGAGCCUCCCUUUUUGGGAGCCAUGGAUGAACGUUGGCCCUUGAAAGUCCUGCCCUGCUAUCUACGUGAUGAAUGGCUGCUCCACCGAGUCAAUUGCUCUGUGCUACUUGAUCCUUCACAUGCUGUCUCUGAAUUUAAUAUACUCAGACAUUCAAAGACUGUUGGGUCAUUUCAGUGGAUCUACAUUCUGAAGAGCUACACUAUAUUUUCUGCAUGUGGUCUGAUAACUCGAUGAACCCAAUGAACAUCUUUCUCGCACACUCACGGGUUCUUAUCGCUCUACCCACACUAACCUGAAAAGACCCACACACUAUAUCUGGUAUACGCAUGCUAAGGAUUUCCCUCACUCAGCGCAUGCACUCUGGCCAUGGAAAAAAGCAUGGCAUUUUGUCAAUAAAUGCUGAGGUGUGGUUAGCCGGCAGUCUCAGAAGUCAAGCAGAAUCAAUGAACACUCUGUGAGUAAUGAGCGGAUAGCUCUUACGUUUAGUGGGCCAGAGAGGAACCACCUGCCAAAACCAAGCUGUGAGCUUGGCUUUUCUUUCCUCUUUCAGACUCGCAUUUCCAUUGCAAAGUAGUUCAGCUCCAGCCUUGGCUUGAAUUGUAUACUGCUUGAACUGGAAUUAUUACAUCUCUUCAAGAGACAAAGAAUCUUUUGGAAAAAAAAAACCUGAAUACACUCUAUAAUCUCCAGGACUGACUUAUUCACACCAGAAUUAUACUGCAGCAAGAAAACCCAGAAUCGCAAAGCCACUCUCACUCUCAAGGAUUAGAGAGUGGAGACACGAAGCCUUUCAAUUUACAAUAACGUAAUUACGCCUGGCAGAAAGUAGCUUCUGCACAAAAGGAAAGAGAGCACUUUACAUAAAGUAACUAGGUAUCAGGUAAUUGAAAAGAGACUCAUUUUGACUCAUAGCUAGAGUGAAAAAGGUACAACAUAGCAGUGAGUCAGCGGUAGUGGUGGUGGCCCUCGCCAUGGUGCUGCCACCACCAGACAAACGGCACGUCUGUCUCACCACCAUUGUCAUCAUGACCAGCAUGGCCUUCAUGGAUGCCUACCUGGUGGAGCAAAACCAGGGGCCACGCAAGAUUGGCGUCUGCAUCAUCGUCCUGGUCGGAGACGUGUGUUUCCUCAUAGUGCUCCGCUAUGUAGCUGUGUGGGUGGGAGCUGAGGUACGGACGGCACGCCGCGGUUAUGCCAUGAUCCUCUGGUUUCUCUACAUCUUUGUUUUGGAGAUCAAGCUCUACUUUGUCUUCCAAAACUGCAAGGCUGACCGCAAAAGUCUGGAGACUGUAGCAAGGAAGGCUCUGACUUUACUCCUCUCUGUAUGCGUGCCAGGCCUCUAUUUAGUCCUGGUGGCUCUUGACAGCAUGGAAUAUGUUCGGACAUUUAGGAAGAAGGAGGAUAUGAGAGGAAGACUCUUCUGGGUUGCUUUGGACCUGCUGGACUUGCUUGAUAUCCAGGCAAACCUUUGGGAGCCCCAGCGAACAGGUCUGCCCAUUUGGGCAGAAGGGCUGAUGUUCUUCUACUGCUACAUCCUUCUUUUGAUCCUGCCGUGUGUGUCAUUAAGUGAGAUCAGUGUGCAGGGAGAAAAUGUGUCACCACAGAAGAUGAUGCUAUACCCCAUGCUCAGCUUGGUUACAAUCAACGUGGUCACCAUCCUCAUACGCGGUGUUAACAUGGUGCUCUUUCAGGACAGCCGGGUCUCCACCAUCUUCGUUGGCAAAAAUGUGGUGGCAAUAGCCACCAAGGUGUGCACCUUUCUGGAGUAUCGGAAACAGUCUCGAGAAUUCCCGGCGCGUGAAAACGCAACUGGUAUUCCAAUGGAGAUCCAGCAGAACUCAGUGGGACAUGGACAGGCUCUGCCGAACGCAACAAGCCUCCCACAUGAACCUACACCAGUACAGGAGAUUAUCGACACAUGACCAAGUAACCAAUUAGAAUCGAGUCAUCAAGGCUCCAACAUGGCACAGUUCUACUAUUUGAUGAAUGCAUGAGAGACGGGACUUGUGAUAUUAUUGUAUCAUUUCUGAGUAUUUGGACUGCUUUCCAACUGGGACAUAUGGAGGGAAAGGAAGAAAAAAACAUACAUAAACAAGCUGAAAUUUCGAGGUGCAGCAAAACAGAUUUCUACUGACUGAGCUGGCAUAUUUUGCCAGAAUUUCACUCUGUAAUGGCUGAGUGACAUCAGCUCAACUUGUUUUUCUUUCAAGAACAUUUGUGAGUGUGGGAUUUUUCUAUUGCUGCAUUCCUUGCUGCAUACCUGACCUACCAGAUAUCAGCAUCUCUCUAAAUUGGCUCCUGCAGUGUAAAAGGACUUUGGGAAGGUAUAGGACAGAAGAAAGAAAGCAAUUAUUGAUUUACAACUGAGAGGAAGCUCUUUGGAAAUGUCUGUUUUUUGUUAGGAUGAUAUUUUUUGACAAGUGGCUGGUAAUUGAGUGUCCAAUUGCUGCAGCAAAUGAGGCUUGUGGUUGUGCAUACGGAGAUUGUGUGGGCCAUUGUGAGGAUUGGAUAAUGAUGAUAGAGUGAAAGAGGGACUUUGGCAACCUCAGCACAGAGAGUGAGAUAAAAAAUCCUGAUCUGAUCAAACCAUUAUGAUAUACAAUCUAUGUACAUUCCCUCACAAAAAGCCUUGAAAGUCAGUGAAUGCACUCACAGAGCUUAUUUGGUAAAAGCAUACAAGUAAACAUUAUUAUUAUUAUUAUUAUUAUUAUUAUUAUUAUUAUUAUUAUUAUUAUGUACUAGUGUGUGCUUCAUUUAUACAUUUUAUGUUGGAGGGUGUUUAAUAAAAAAGAAUACUUAAUCUCUGUGUUUGGAUGAGUGGGAGACUGAGAAAGACAUACUAAGUGCUAAAGAUAUAAUAAUUCAUAUUAAGAAAUCCAAGCAGGAAAUUGUGACCAAAAAAAAGAUUUGCCUGUCAUCUUCCUCCCACUGCAGACUUUCAACAGUAUGGGCUAAAUACAGCAAAUGUCACCAUCAUUUGAAUAGCUUUUUGUCAGCAAAAAAAGAGCAGAAAGAAAUCAAAUGGCAAACCUGCAAAAAUAAGAAAUUAUCUAUACACCUAUCAGCGGGAGCUCACCUUUCUUAGCCUUACGCAGCAAGGAAGCCCUUCGUAAAUCGCCAGGUCUGUACAUCAGGAAAUGAAUUGUGCCUCUUCUACAGGGUGGUAAAAGCUCCAUUCUUGCCCUCAAUGAUUUAUAUAUCACACAUAACCUCCUAAUAUAUUCAAUCUCAACACCAUUAAUUCAGCGCAUGUGGAUAAUGUGAGGCGGCGUUUCGUAUCUUGCCAGUUGUUGACACCCUGUGUAGUUAGCAGGCAACGCUGAGUAGACACUUUUUCUCUGGCCUCUACUUUGCUGCACUUCCACACUUACCAUCACUGCACUAAGUGAUCACAGCCUCAGAGCUCAUAUAUCUACAUGUAAAUAACCUGCCUCUCCAGGGCCAUCAACAAAACCAUUUGAACAUAUGCCCACUUAGUAUGAACCAGAAGUGAGCACCAGUUUGAGACACGUGAAUCAACAGUACAAUAUAACAUAAGCAACAUUAGCAUGCUUACAAUUAACGCUGGUACUCCUGCCAUUGUUUAUGAGGGGCAGCAUAUCUGCCUCCUUAACGUCUGCCUCAUUUUUAAUGUUUCUCCAUCAGCUUUGGCUAAUAAAGUAUGCACACAGUUUUUACCCUGUAAGCAGUCAGUCAGAAUUGCUGUGCUUUUUUUUAGUUUUGUACUAUAUGAGGCUAAUAAGUAACUUUUUAGCUAAUACUUUAACAUUACACAAUCUGUAUAAUGCAAUGUGCUUAUUAUUACUUGUCACACUGUACAAGAUGACUCUAGUAAAAUCUUGGCCGAAUUGUAUUACAGACGGAUUAUAUGAUGAAGAUCGUCUAAUGAUAGACCUGCAAUUACCGAAUAUUACUACAUUCUGUUUAUGUCAUAAACAGAACCAUUCUUCAAAGUAAGCCUGAGGUAAUAACGAUGUUUUUCGUUUACAUUUCACCAUUGCCUCUACCAUAUUUGUAACUGUCCCAUGUGUUUUGGUCAUCUUGUGCCAUCCUCCUAUUGGUGGAUUUUAGAUGAGCCUCAUAGCACACUCUUGAGAUUUUAAUAAAAUUUCUCACACUGCCAGAACUUUGUUGCCAGCUGUCUUUGGUUGCAAUGCCAUUAAAUUGGCUGCCAGUGAGCACGUCACUUUAUGCAUUGUAAGAUCACAGAUUUCAACUCAAGAUGUGUCAUUUUUGUCUGCCAAGUCAGGCUAAAAGUCGUACAUCAGUGUAAUCUUGCAUAAUCAUCACAAACUCAACAAAUGGAUUUGUUCAGUUGUUCAGUAUCUUGUUCAGUUCAGGUUCUGAUAGUGUAUGCCAUUGUUAUCUAUAACAAAAAAUAAAUAAAUAAAAAUAAAACUGCUAUAGUGGCCAUCUUGAAGCUGGAAUCCCUUUCUUCCUCAGCCCAUAGUUUGGUGUCACUGCACUCAAACAUUACACCCAGGAAGGAGGUGUGGCACAACGAUGUUGGGACCAAUUUGAUGUCCAUAGAGAUAUUUCCUGAUAUUUUGUGAAACUUUGUGUAAAAAUGGCAUUACCAAGCCAAAUGUUGCCUUUUAAAGUAUGUGAUGAAUUACAGUUUGGAAGAUGAUAAACCGGAGGCAAUAGAGUUGCCUGAUUGACUAUAGUUUGGGGUAAGGAAAUUAUGGAGAUUGAAUUUUUUCUUGGGAAAAAAAACACUGAGAUGAAAUAUUUCCAGGUAUGUGUGACCCCUGCUGAAAAAAUGGCCUUGGCCAGUAAAUUGAUUUUAGUUGGUUACCUGCCUCGGCUGGUCAAGAUAGUCUGGUUUGAUAGUUUUACAGGGGACAUGACAAAUAUAAAUACCCAUACCUCAGACACGGCAAAGCAAUAUGAUCAAUGUCAAUCUUUGGUUUACAUCUAUGUUUCAUGUAAUAGAAUGCAAAUGGAGUUUUUGUUGCCAUUUCAUCGCCAGAGAAGCAAGCAAGUUAAUAUGUAUCCUGAUGAGGACAAAUCCUUGUAGUAUUUAUAACAUAGAGGUUUUUAUUUACUCAAAAAAGUUUAUUUGCAUGUGAAGGUGCAGAAGGCACCAGUAUGUCGGUUUGACCAUCAGGACAGUGAUUUUUAAAACCACUUCUGCAAGGAAGAAAUAGAUUUUUUUUCUCUGACAAGGAUAAAAAUAAAUGAUUUUGCUGGGAGAGGGGCCUUGUAGUGGUUUGGCAUGCCAUCAUUUUGUCCCAAAUAUAUUUAUGGAUUUUCAUGCAGGAAGUGCUCAGCCAGACAGAACAGAAGCUGCAGUGUCAUCACCCAUCACCACUGCAGAACAAAUUAGGAAGAAAAACUGGACCACAGAAAUACACAGAAGCACUGGCCACAUGUAAGACUAAGUCUACUUUUGGGAAGAUCAAUCCACAUUUGCUGGUUAAUGAAAGAUACAAGCAUCUGGGUUUUUAUAAAUGUACACACUUCCAAGACUUUUCCAGUUAGCCCAAAGUGUUGCGUUACCCAGCAAGGAGUCAGUGAGAUUUUUUUAGCACAUGAGCUGAGUGAUUCUAUUGAAGUUUAAGUUUAGUUGAACUACACAAACUGUGCAAUUUUUUUCAGCUAAAACUAUGUUUAGUUCUGAGGUGUACAGCCUUCAUAGCAGCCUGAAAUAUGGAUAUUGUAAAGUAGUGUCUUAUUUCUUGCAAAGCUAGCUCUUUAAGCUGGUGCUCAGCUUGAUUUACUUCCUCACAGGUGAAUGCAUUCAAGAAAAUAGCUGCUGCUGGCUUUAUUCGUUAUUCAUGGCCCUUCCUACCCACGUCGAAACAGCACUGUGGAGACUCGCUUUGCUAGCAAUAACAAGGUGUAAUACCCUGCUUUCUGAAAUGUAAAGUUUUUCCACCUUUUAUGGGUUUGCCAGAAGGAGAUAGAUGUGGCAGAGGUGAGUAACACAAUAAACAAUGGGUGGAUUAAUAAAGAGAAACCAAUUAAUAUAAGCUAGGCUCAAUUUUGGGGUCAGCAGGGGUGCCACCAAAUAGUCCCAAUAAUUAUCUUUGUAAAAACUGAAAUUCCUCUUUUUCCAUGUUAGUUCCAUCUCUAUUAUUUAUUUACACAAUGUAUCAGGAGUUCCACAUGUCAAUUCAACGAGUUACAAUCAGCUGUUUUCAUAUACAGUAUUUACUCUACAUUAUAUCUAAUUACUGAACUGUUAACAUGUUUGUUUUUCUGUUAACAACAUUAGCUAGCUAACUAACAAUGGCUUACUUGGCUAUAGUUAGAUUGCUAACAUCAACCAAAACACCAGCUUGUAGUAGCUA
Messenger RNA from Pangasianodon hypophthalmus (striped catfish), 7494 nucleotides. It is a transcript of the gene tmem121ab, whose product is annotated as transmembrane protein 121Ab. The transcript has 2 exons. NCBI's taxonomy places the organism in Eukaryota, Metazoa, Chordata, Actinopteri, Siluriformes, Pangasiidae. Bases 2170 to 3120 code for a protein of 316 amino acids. The record is from RefSeq and is a predicted model, not a curated record.